Loa loa (African eye worm) is the source of this 3781-nucleotide messenger RNA. RefSeq names its product RhoGEF domain-containing protein. The transcript is spliced from 22 exons. Lineage: Eukaryota; Metazoa; Nematoda; Chromadorea; Rhabditida; Onchocercidae. The record is from RefSeq and is a predicted model, not a curated record. Gene Ontology annotation, molecular function: guanyl-nucleotide exchange factor activity. The annotation marks the transcript as partial.
AUGUUCGGAUAAAAAGCAUACGUUGUAUAUAAUCAUCGAUGUUCGUAAUUGCUCCGAGGAAUGCCUUCACACUUUUCUUCAAACACUGCGACAAUCAGCAUCAUGGCUCGAGGGUACGAUUGAUUGCAUAUUAUGGGUUAUCGGGUCCUCUUUGCGCAAUAUUGAAACUAUCAUCAAUGAAGAUCUCAUUUUAUCACGAGCUAAAAAUAUCGUGGCCGAUAUUGAGGGUAUUACAAAAUAUAUUGAAGCGGGCAGUUUUUCGACAUAUUUAAAUGGCUUAAUCGACCCAGAGAUUACACGGCAUUUUCUCCGCAUGCGAUUGUGUGUGGAAGAUUUGUUGAAAAAAACACACAAAGCAGCAAAACUUUUCAUGAACUUACAUGAAUAUCUAAAGCAGUUUGCAAUACCGCAAGAUCUCACAAUGGUCAGUACUGAUUUAUUGCGACGACAAUCUGAAGAAUUAAACAGUCGAUGGAAUGCUGUGAAAAAUGAACCAGAUGUGGUAUUUUUGUUGCAUCGCGGAGAAGUACUGUGCGAAGAGCUGAAAACACAAUAUUGCGAUCUUCACCAUCUUGAUUCUUACCUCUUCGCUGAUUCCGUAAACCGUUCAGUAUCAGGCUUCGAAGAAGUUAAAGUAGUCAUGCAGAGAAGUAGUUCAAGCAUAUCGAAACGGUUGUAUGCUCUUCAAUGUUCAGUAGAAGCGGUCGAAUUUUUGAAAUAUGUUCCAGAGGUGAUGGAUUUUAUCAAUAAUGAAAUGAAUGAUUUGGAACAGCUGAAAAUAAUCAGGAUAUUCAGUGUUGUAAGGCUGACUUCCCAGAUUAAGCAAGUGGACAACAAAACCACAGAACUGACAAAAUACCUGGAUGAGGCUGAUAGCCGUCUGAAGAAAGCAGUACAUUUGCCAGAAGAAGGCUCAUUUGGAAAUGAAGAUCGGAAAAGAAUCACUGAUACGUUUGAUUCGUUCAGCUCCUUCCUAGCAUCUUGCAAACAACGUGUUAUGGAAGUACGACCUGUUGUUCAAUCUGCGCUUGAUUCCCGUAUUCACAUUGAUCAGGUAUAUAAUUGGGCUUUGCUUCACGCUAAAAGAAGUGAUGAUGAAAAGGAGAAGGAAAUGUUAAUUUCGAAAUAUCCAUUCAUUGCUAUUGCUCGUCUUCACGAGUAUGUUGCUGUUAGUUCGACUGACUGCGUAGUUCGACAGGAAAUCGAAAAAUUACUUUCGGACUGUGAAAAAGCCAUCAUGAGUUUGGAUCCUUCACUCAAGAUUUCCGAUCUACGUUGCCAGAUGAGCGCUAGCUCAAGUCAAGAAAGUGCCGAUGGUACUGCGAGUCAAGAAGUUGGCGCUGUUGAUUCAUGCUUUAGUGGAGAGGCUGACUGCUCCAUCAUUGAUUUGUCUUUACCAAAAAGUCGCUGCUCUGAUUUAUCGGAUUCAGUAUCCGAUACACCAAUGGAGGUAUAUUCGGAUGUGGAGGAAAGUUUUACUGUAGAUUUGCGGAAUGAUUUGGAUACAACUGAACAUUCUCGGCAUCAGACAAGCCCAGCACCAACACAGUAUGAAAUUCCAAUUUCAAAAGCAACUAUUUCUACGGAACAUCAACAGCCGGGACUAACGGAGCUGGAAGAAGUUCGAUGGCGUCGCAAUUCAUGGGCACCAUCUGCACAUACCGGUCCAUUGGAAAUCAUCGAGGAAUCUGCAAUCGGAGCUGCACCCGUUACUCUUAAUAUGACGAAUAAAGUGAUUGCAUCAAUGUCGACAAACACCUUACAUAAAAGGUUGGACCAGCGUCGUUCCGUCAGCACUGUUCCAUUACGUCUGCCAAAUCCAUUCCUGAUAAACGGAGCUGCCCGACCCGGAUCAGCGCGAUUUGUUGUAUCCCAGAAAUCACGACGUCCACUGAUGAGAACCUCUAGUAGUGAUUUUUUGGAGGAGGACUGUCGGUCAGCUUUAAGUGCUUUCCAGUUUCUAGAUGAUGAUUUUUGCAGUGUAAGCGAAUCACCUCAACCAGCUACCGCAUCAGCAUUCUCAGCUCUGGAUUUCUCUAUGCGUUCCGAGCAAAUAGAUAUGAUUCGAGAUUGGCUAAGUCCGGCGAAAACAAGUGAUGCGAAUUUCAGAAUUGAGUGCACUGUUGUACGAGAUUUGUUAGAUUCGGAAAUCGAUUAUGUCAGUGCUUUAAGACUUGUGGUUCAGGAUUUUAUGCCUGAAAUGGUUCGAGUUGAUAUCCCAAGUGCACUUCGUGGCAAGAAAUCAUGUAUUUUUGGAAAUAUCGAAAAGCUUUUCCAGUUUCAUGCCCAUUCAUUUUUGCCUCAGCUUAUUUCACGGUUGAGGUUUCGUUGUGCGGAUGAAUCAGUUUCAAUGACAAUUGGACGAUUGUUUCUGGACAAUCUCAACUAUUUUGAAUUGUAUUCAUUGUACGCAAAAAAUAAACCCAAAUCUGAUCAAUUAAUGCGUGAAGCUGGACAUAAGUUUUUUAGUUCUGUGCAGAGUAUGGCUGACUUAUCACAUUUAUUGAUUAAACCGAUUGAAAGGAUAGGUAAAUAUGCGCUUGCACUUCAGCAACUUCUCAAUGCUGCACCGCCAAACAAACUGGAAGUUUUGGAAGUGUUGGAAAAAGUGGCUAUGAUAGUUGGACAGCAAAUUCGCCGUGGUAGUGAUCUGUUAGCAAUGGAGCGAAUAAGUAGUUGCGAUUUGAAUCUUAAAGAGCAAGGAAGUUUGUUACGGCAUGAUACGAUGUAUGUUACUGAAAAACGUGGCUUACAAUCUAAGAAACGUGUGCGAAGUGUGUUCCUGUUCGAGAAUUGCGUUGUCCUUACAAAGCCGAAAUUAUCACGGUCAUGGAGAGGAAGCACAUUUGACGAGCUGAAAUAUAAAGGCAGUAUACAGAUGACUGAUUGCGGCUUGACGGAAAUGGUAAAAGACUCGAAAGUUAAAUUUGAAUUAUGGUUUCGAAAGCAGAAAAACUCGUUUACAUAUGUAAUGGAGACACAUACAGCAAGCAUUCGUGAUGCUUGGGUUGAAGACAUCCGUAACAUCCUUUGGGAUCAAGCCAUUCGAAGUCGUGAGAAGAAUAUCCGCGAAAAAAGCAAAUAUGGGCCUUGAGUUGUAUUCCUCAUAUAUUCAUUUAGGACCACGUGCUACGCUUAGUGGGUUGCGUGACUUUGGUUUUGUGGAAGGUACUCGACGACCAUGCUCACUGAUAUCAUUAACAGCUUCAUCAUGCUCAAGCUCGAAUAAUUUAGGACGAGUGCAAGGAAGAGGUACAUGCGAAAUUGGUGGUGAUCUUUGUCGGGUGGACGAAGGUGACGAAUGGGAAAGUAUGCACGAAUCCAGUCCAACAGUCAAGUAUGCGGAAAGCACACUUCCACGUUUCCGAGCUCCACCACCGCCAGGUCUGAAUCAGUAAUAAUAAAAAUGUCAACCAAUGUAUCGUCAAAGGUAAUUGGUUUGACAUUGGUGCUGUAAUUAUUUUAUCCCAUAUUUUAUCAACUUUUCAUAUGCAUAGUGAUGUUGUUCUGUUGUUUGUGUGAAAUUCAGUCAUUUAGACAGUCACUCUCGAUCUUUUUUACUCUAUGAAUGCUGUCUAUAUGUGUGAUGCGUCAUCAUACCAUGCUCAUUAUCCAAGACUAGAUUAUAGUCCUCCCGCAGGAUCAAAUACUGCAUAAACUUUAAAAGCAUUUCUUCGGCAGGUCGUCGUUGAAUAAACGUUAUGUCCUCAUUUCCCUAGUUAAACAAUUUACAGCUCAGUUGCAAAGUUUGACAAAUACACAGCUGAACUGAUCAAAUUUC